UCCGGGAUCCUUUGAUCUGACCGCCACCGUUUGACUACUCGAGGCUACCCCCCUUGUCGCGGACUCCGACGAGCUCCGGCCCCGCGCGCCGGCGACCAUGGAGUUCGUCGACCCCUGGGACACUCAGUCCCGCGCUCGCGUCGUCCAUUCCGGCGCCAACUCCACCUCCUCGCCCUCCUCCACCACCGCCGGAGCGUCCCCCUCCCUCCCCCACGCCGCAUCUUGCGCCGCCGCGGCCGUCGCGCUCCUCGCCGCCGCGUACUACCUCCCCCCGGCCUACCAGAUCCUCUCAUCCCUCCUCGUGUGGGUCGCGUCCUCCCUCCUCCUCGCCCCCUUCGCGCCUUCCUCGGCCACCGGCGGCGACUUCUCCGUCGGCCGAGGCCGCCUCCUUCCCGCUCAGGAACCGGCCAAGGAACCGGUUCCGGAGCCCGCCCCCGCUCCCCGCCGCGCUCGUCGGCAGAACCCGGCCCCGGCGCCCGCGAAGCCCUCAGAUCCGGUCGCUGCUCCCGUCCAACCGGCUGCGUCGCUGCAGUCGCUGCAGAAGGCGGCGGGUGCGGGUGGGACCGUCGUGGAUGGCGGCGAGAGGGAGGAGGACGCCGGCGAGUGGACCGACCAAGAGCUGGAGCUCCUCCGGCGGCAGAUGGUGAAGCACCCGGCGGGCGAGCCCCAGCGCUGGGAGAAGAUCGCCGCGGUGUUCGGCGGCCGGCGCACGCCGGAGAGCGUCAUCCGCGCGGCGAAGUCGGGCGCCGCGGCGGCGGGCGGCGGCUCGUUCGAGCAGUUCCUGCGCAAGCGGAAGCCGCUCGACCCGAGGGCCGAGGCUGCCGACGCCGGUGACAAUGCCGGCGGUGGGGAGAGUGCGGAUGGCGCUUGGAGUGCCGGGGAUGACCGCGCCCUACUGAACGCGCUCAAGGAGUUCCCCAAGGACACUGCAAUGAGGUGGGAGAAGGUGGCGGCUGCUGUGCCCGGGAAGACGAAGGCCGCGUGCAUGAAGAGGGUCACUGAGCUCAAGCGGGACUUCCGGAGCACCAAGGCAGCAUCGUAGGACUAUGCGCUUGCCUGAGAAUUUUGGGAGGGUGUCAGGCACUCAGGCUGAAUGGCAUGCAUUGGCUAGCGAGGACAAAGUUACAUGGCUAGCUCCACUGAAUCAUGGAGAUGCCAGAUGAAUAACUGAGAACACAUAAUUCUAGGACAGACCAUAUAAUUGUCCAAUUGUAACUAGAAUCAGGGAAGCCCUUGAGAGUUGAGACAGAUGAGACCUGCUACUAGACAAUGGGAACAAACAGAUGGACAGGACAACAAACAGGCCACUGCAUGAUUUAUUCUAUUUCAUUUUUGGGAAAUUUGUUUGCAGGACACAAAAAGAAUGAGGAUUGUUUCUUAGGACACCAUUGUGUUUGAUUGUGGCUGUAGGACAGCACUCACUCCGACCUGCAAUGCUUGCCCAUAGCACAUCAUGUGCACAGGCCAAGUAAUUACUGGUUUGCUGCAGAAAGCCAUAAGAAGGAAGACAAAGUUUGUUGCUGUUGUCCACGCAGCAUUAACCAUGUUUUCAUUGUAAAUCCAUCCUCGGUACACGAUUAAGUAUUGUUGCCAUGUGUUCUUC
Molecule: messenger RNA, 1603 nt
Organism: Panicum hallii
Lineage: Eukaryota; Viridiplantae; Streptophyta; Magnoliopsida; Poales; Poaceae
Product: transcription factor MAMYB
Exons: 2
Coding region: 98-1042 (314 amino acids)
Biological process (GO): regulation of translational fidelity; 'de novo' cotranslational protein folding
Cellular component (GO): cytosol
Molecular function (GO): Hsp70 protein binding; ribosome binding
Source: RefSeq, a predicted model, not a curated record